This is a messenger RNA of Oryctolagus cuniculus (rabbit), 3102 nucleotides long. RefSeq names its product zinc finger and BTB domain containing 9 (gene ZBTB9). Lineage: Eukaryota; Metazoa; Chordata; Mammalia; Lagomorpha; Leporidae. Gene Ontology annotation, biological process: regulation of transcription by RNA polymerase II. The record is from RefSeq and is a predicted model, not a curated record. Gene Ontology annotation, molecular function: RNA polymerase II cis-regulatory region sequence-specific DNA binding; protein binding; DNA-binding transcription factor activity, RNA polymerase II-specific.
GGGGAGGGGUGGCUUCCGGCCCGAGACGGCGCCGUAGCUGCAGAGAGGCUGCGAGGGCCUCGCCGCGUGUGUGACGGCGGGGGCGUGUCGGCUGGGGUCCGGGGCUCGUGAUAUCCCCGUGGCUGCGGCUACCCGGGAGCUGGCCACUGCGGGCACAGUGAGUGAAGCGAAGCGGGACGGAACGCCGGGCCGGGAGUCGACCCGGAGCUGUUGAGGUUAGGCUGGUAGCCGAAGGACCUCCUCAUCUUCCACAAGGCCUGGAAGCUAAAACCAGGGCCUUCCUCUCACGUGGGUUCCACCCCAGACUCCGUCUCCUCUUGCCGACCCUCUGGGAUCUCCGAGGAGGCCAUGGAGACCUCGACGCCUUUGCCUGCCGCGCCCCCCUCCGCAGUGUGCAGCUCAGCACCGCGGACAAUCCAGAUCGAGUUCCCUCAGCACAGCUCAGCGCUGCUGGAGUCCCUGAACCGCCACAGACUGGAGGGAAAGUUCUGCGAUGUGUCCCUGCUGGUGCAGGGCCGGGAACUUAGGGCCCACAAAGCGGUGCUGGCUGCCGCCUCUCCCUACUUCCACGACAAGCUGCUUCUGGGCGAUGCGCCACGGCUCACCCUCCCGAGCGUCAUCGAAGCCGAUGCCUUCGAGGGGCUGCUGCAGCUCAUUUAUUCAGGGCACCUCCGCCUGCCACUGGAUGCUCUCCCCGCCCACCUCCUUGUGGCCAGCGGCCUUCAGAUGUGGCAAGUGGUAGACCAGUGCUCGGAGAUCCUUAAGGAGCUGGAGACUUCAGGUGGUGGGAUCUCAGCCCGAGGAGCCUCCUCCUACCAUGCACUUCUUUCCACCACAUCCUCUCCAGGAGGCUGGUGCAUUCGCUCUUCCCCUUUCCAGGCCCCAGCACAGCCCUCCGCUCCUGCCGAGAGACCUGCAUCUACUGAGAGCCCCAUCGGAGGGGAGGGGAGUGAACUGGGAGAGGUGUUACAGAUUCAGGUGGAGGAGGAGGAGGAAGAGGAGGAGGAGGAAGACGACGAGGAGGGCCAGGGGUCAGCAACCCUCUCGCAGACGCCCCAGCCUCAGAGGGUAUCAGGGAGUCUGCCCCGUCCUCACGGAUCCCUCGCCUUGCCCGUACCUGCUACUCCCCGCAGGCUGCCAGAGGGCGAAAAUGCACCACUUGAGGUUCCUGCCGCUCCUGCUGCAGUGCCCCCUAAAAUCUUCUACAUUAAGCAGGAACCCUUUGAGUCUAAGGAGGAGUUGUCAGGAGGUGGAACCCAGUCUGGAGGAAUAAAGGAGGAGACCAAAGCAUUUCCUGGAGGGGACCCGGAGGGGAGUGGGGAGCUGGGGUUCUUGUUGCCCUCAGGCGUAGGGGCAGCAUCUGGGGGAGGCGGUCCAUCCUGGAAACCAGUGGAUCUUCAUGGCAAUGAAAUUCUGUCCAGCGGUGGAGGGCCCGGGGGAGCUGGGCAGGCUGUGCACGGUCCCGUGAAGCUAGGCGGGGCACCCCCUGCGGAUGGAAAACGCUUUGGUUGCUUGUGUGGGAAGCGCUUUGCAGUGAAGCCAAAGCGUGACCGCCACAUCAUGCUGACCUUCAGCCUUCGCCCUUUUGGCUGUGGCAUCUGCAAUAAGCGCUUCAAACUGAAGCACCAUCUGACAGAGCACAUGAAGACCCAUGCCGGAGCCCUGCAUGCUUGUCCCCACUGUGGCCGUCGGUUCCGGGUCCACGCCUGUUUCCUUCGUCACCGAGACCUGUGUAAGGGCCAGGGUUGGGCCACUGCCCACUGGACUUACAAGUGACAGCUGAGGCCAUCCACCAACUUAUAGGAGAAGGUAGCCAUUGCUGCUGAUGGAUUCGUGCCCUUUACUACCCCAGACCUGGAUCUCAUAAUCAUGCCCAGUGGAUAAAUAUGUUACGGAUCUCUUGUCCUUGGGUGUAGGCCUCAGUCUGCCAGAUUUGGAAACUCAGAUUUCUCAUCUCACCUCAGGUUUUUGCUAACCACCCUACAGGAAAAUAGUUUGUAGACCAUUCUUAAACUGUUCACUUGCCCAUAGUAGACUUUUUUAUAGUGGUAGUAUCCAUGGAGGAAACCAGGUUUCAGAUUGGAAGGUUAUUUGGUGAGGGAACAAUGAACAGCAAAAAGACGUACAUAGUGGUCAGUGUUUUGUUCGGUCUCCAUGAGGAGUUAAAGAGCUGGUCUCCAGUCAGGGAUAUGUUUCAUUCAGAGGUCUAGUAAUUGAGACUCAGCUCUAAACUGUGCUCUCCCUCAUCAUGGCUGGAAUGAUGUGAGCAGAGUUCUUAUGUACGCUUUGUUCCCUCAGAUUGUACCUAGCUUUCUCACCAGUAGGCACCUUUCCAACACUUUUUUUUUAACGUUGUAGUGAGCACUUUAAGCCGAGCAUUCCACAUGUCAUUCCUAGAACCCUCUUUGAUGGAGGGUAUUCCCUCAACAAUUAGUGCCUCUUGUCUACCUUUGACCACAACUAAUAACUCGUAUUUUGAUCACAGUGACUGGAAUGUGAUCAUUGAACUCAGGAGAUGGCAGCUGACCUAACAUGCUCUCAGGGUAGCACCACUGCUCUCUGAACAAGUUGCCAUGGUCGGAGGAGCUCAGGGCCGAGACAGCGCAUGCUGAACACUAGAGAGGAACUGCACAGUGGGACCAUACGCCGCCUGCUUCUGCAUCCCACCCACGUGUGACAGAGACAGCUCCUCUGUGGAGAGGUAUAGGGGUAGAUAUCGGAAUUAGGGGCAGGGGAAUCUACAGUUUCCUAAUUGCCUAAUUUCUUCUAAUAAACUCUGCCCUGAAAUCUAAACUGACAGUGGGCUAGAUUGAAUAAUUUGUGUGAGAACAGAGCUAGACUUGGAUGCAUUUUUGUACUAGCUUUUCUUGAUGAGAGAAGAGUUGGAUGAUUUCACACUGGUGGAGAGAACAUUGCUCUGGAUUUAGGCCUUGACCUUCCUCUGAGUAACUGCAAGCAGCCUAGUUUACUUUUCAGAACUGUUACCAUUUGUUAUGCUGGGGUGGGUGAUGUGCACUUCCUAACUGGUUCUCUGUAUUUUAUUAAAGGGGUUGGUUCACGUGAUCUUUACCUAUAAUAUUCCCUGACUUCCUGUGUUACGUA